CUCGGAAGGAAGUCAAGGACGGACGCAUUGGGUAGCGGCUUUUCUUGAUGCCACGUCGGAAUUUGCGAAGAUCCCAGUUAUUCAUUCAAUAAAAUAGAUCGAUUUAUACUAAUUGGGUUUUUUAACAUCAAUAGCUAUGGUUUCCGUCAUUAACACAGUGGACACGUCCCACGAGGAUAUGAUCCAUGAUGCCCAGAUGGAUUAUUACGGGACACGGCUGGCCACUUGCUCCUCUGACCGAACUGUAAAGAUUUUUGACGUUAGAAACGGAGGACAGAUCUUGGUAGCUGACCUUAGAGGCCAUGAGGGUCCUGUGUGGCAGAUUGCGUGGGCUCAUCCAAUGUUUGGCAACAUCUUAGCUUCUUGCUCCUACGACCGAAAAGUUAUCAUUUGGAAAGAAGAGAAUGGCACGUGGGACAAGAUGUAUGAGUACACAGGACAUGAGUCGUCAGUAAACUCAGUCUGCUGGGGUCCCUAUGAAUUUGGUCUUAUCUUGGCCUGUGGCAGUUCUGAUGGAGCCAUUUCUCUUCUCACAUUUACUGGUGAUCAGCAGUGGGACAUAAAGAAGAUCCCCAAUGCACACACAAUCGGUUGUAAUGCAGUGAGUUGGGCCCCUGCUGUUGUCCCUGGCAGCCUGAUUGACCAACCCACAGGACAGAAGCCAAACUACGUCAAACGCUUUGUCUCCGGUGGCUGUGACAAUCUCGUCAAACUCUGGAAGGAGGAGGACGGUCAGUGGAAGGAGGAUCAGAAGCUUGAAGCGCACAGUGACUGGGUCAGAGAUGUUGGCUGGGCUCCUUCUAUUGGUCUGCCAACUAGCACCAUCGCCAGCUGCUCCCAGGAUGGGCGUGUGUUCAUCUGGACAUGUGAUGACCCAGCAGGAAACACGUGGUCGGCCAAACUGCUUCACAAGUUCAACGAUGUGGUGUGGCACGUGAGCUGGUCCAUCACUGGCAACAUCCUGGCUGUGUCUGGAGGAGAUAAUAAGGUGACGUUGUGGAAGGAGUCCAUGGAUGGUCAGUGGGCCUGUAUCAGCGACGUCAGCAAAGGCCAGGGAGCAGUGUCCACCAUCACAGACACGCAGCAAAACGAACAGUGACACUAGAUGACAUUAGGAGCGACAAUUUAAGUUGAUCUGAAUCGAACUCUGGGACUCCCAUUAUGAAACGAGAAAGAGAAGGCUGAUUUAUCUGAAGACAAAUAUUACUGGAAAAUGGUUUUAGCAGAUGCACUCCAUAAACAUGCACAUGGCAAUAAAUACGAUAAUGUGGAAUCUUUCAGGAGCUUAACAUUGUUUUUAUAAUUUACGGAUUUUUCCUGAUGUUUAUGCUUAAUCAUAAAGGAAAAAGCCAUUGUCUAGUUAUGUUGUUGCAGUUAAAGGUGCAUUAUGUAACUUUUCUGGUCCACCAUCAGCUUGUUUCCACAGAGAUGAUAUACAGUACCUUUGCCUGGAAUAUUCCACUGUAUCCAUCUUGCAUUUGCUCAAUUACGGGUGUUUUUAUUGCGGCCUUGAAGUGGGGUUGUCGCUCCACAGAUGUGACUUAUAACUUGGGCUGCUGGCAUACAUGCUCGUCCCCAUGGUGAUAAGUUUAAUGCUAUACAGUGGAACAUUCCAGGCAAAGCAAUAAGACGCAGGUGGCUUGACUUCUACCAGAAAACUAACUUGCAAUUAAGUUGUUAAAAUUUAAGCUUGAAAUCGUUAGAAGAAGACUUAAAAUGGUUCACUAAAUCUUGAAAUAAACACAAAUGUAGUAAACAUAUUUCUGCGAUUUUAUAUUAUUUUUUCCACAAUAUUCGGUUAAGCUGAAAUGUGCUUGUAUCUGUAUAAUUUUGCCAUCUCCACCUCAUCCAUAAUUCUUUACUUACCAAACAUUCCUCCCCUUGAGACAAAUGUUAUUUAUCACUUGCAGAUUUUAGUCCAUGGUGUCUGUUCAAUCCAAAAUGCCGCUAAAAUAGGAACAAGAAGAUGAUGAUGUAACUCAAUAUUUUGUCAGCUUUGAAUGUGCAAACGUGGUCUUGAUGGAAUUGCUAAAAAAAAAAAAAAAGGUGCAGAGUGAGGAAGUGGUGGAAGAAUCAUUUGAAUCCUGUGUUUUCAAAUGUAAAGGCAAACCUGGGAUGUUUUUCAUAUAUGUUUGUAAUUAAAUAAAUACGUAAUGACAUACAAA
Messenger RNA from Boleophthalmus pectinirostris (great blue-spotted mudskipper), 2165 nucleotides. RefSeq names its product SEC13 homolog, nuclear pore and COPII coat complex component (gene sec13). The record is from RefSeq and is a predicted model, not a curated record. Gene Ontology annotation, cellular component: COPII vesicle coat; nuclear pore outer ring. Bases 137 to 1099 code for a protein of 320 amino acids. The transcript is spliced from 9 exons. Gene Ontology annotation, molecular function: structural molecule activity; protein binding. Gene Ontology annotation, biological process: COPII-coated vesicle budding; protein import into nucleus; positive regulation of TOR signaling. NCBI's taxonomy places the organism in Eukaryota, Metazoa, Chordata, Actinopteri, Gobiiformes, Gobiidae.